AUGUCAUUAACGGCUGAGUUGGUCAGUGUUCUACCAAAAGGCAAGAAAUAUGAGGUGUUCCAUUUCCAAUCAAAUCCUCGAGAUACACAUCCAUUGGUGUCCCAAAAGUCUAAUUCCACGGAUCUGAAAACAAUUAAAGCUGAACAUUUCAUUACAUUGGCUCAUGAGGGUCUCAUUUUCUUUGGAAUAAAGAUAUUCAUAUACAUAACUAUCGAUUACAAGCAUAAUUCAACUGAAAAACUUUUGUUUGUAUCGAAAGCUGAUACAAAUGGACUAAAUGAAUCAAAUGUGAAGAUUGGUAAAGUUACACAAGUCAUUUUGGAAAACUUACUACAAAUACCAAUUGAAUCUUAUUUAACUGGAAUCAUACCCAAACAUGCAAUAACUCCAGAUAUAACUGAUAAAAACAAGAUUACAAAGUUAACAUCCACCAAAGAUGCAUUGAAAAUAUUGAUUGAGAGAAAACGUGGAACAUUAUCACAACCUGAAAAGAUAAAACCUUACACCAUUACAGAUUACCCUAAACCUGUCAAGACUAAGAUCUCACUAUUCACAAGAUCUGAACCACAAUAUCUUUUCCCAAGUUCAAGCAAGAACCCAAAGAAACAUGUAUUGGGUGGUGAUGGAUUAUUAAAAUGGUGGUUAAAAGCACUAGACAAAAUCAUUGUUGACAAGUUUGAAAAAUCUGGACUUAUUGCUAAACUGCAAAUACCUGCAGAAGAUCCAAGACAAAUUGAACGUUAUUUAAAACAAUUGGAAUCUGAUAAUUGGAGCGUUGGUGAUGCUUUCAAUGGUAAAGAUGAUGAUCUUGCUAUAUUUAAAAUCCCACUAUUUCCAGAUGAUCCAAAGGCAAGGUUCUUGGAACAUCUAGUGGUGGAGAAUAGAGCCAAAACUAUGACUUUGAAACAAUUUUGGAUUGAAUUACAAGCAAGACAAGAGUUUAGAUUGGGUGUCACUGUUUCCGUUAUUGGUAUUGAAGGUUAUUUAACACCAGUCAAUGGAUUCCAAAAUGAUUCAAUCCAACUGUCCCGUCGUCAUUUCAAGAAGUUGAAGAAUUAUAUAACAGGGGAAGAUUACAGAACUAGUGAAGGUUCAAUUGAAGCUUAUAAAAAUGUGAAAAAUUAUCUUGAAUCACAAUUUGAUCAAGAUGGGCUAGAAAUCAUUGGUGAAUAUGUACCAGAAACUAAAGCAGCAACAAUCAACACGACAAGCAUCAAUACACUAGUACCUAAAAAGGGUAAAAGAGUUGCACCAACAGUACAAAUCAAUACUCUUCCAGUUAGAAAGAAACAAAAGGACAAAUAA
Molecule: messenger RNA, 1305 nt
Organism: Hansenula anomala
Lineage: Eukaryota; Fungi; Ascomycota; Saccharomycetes; Phaffomycetales; Wickerhamomycetaceae
Gene: RTT109
Product: H3 histone acetyltransferase RTT109
Exons: 1
Coding region: 1-1305 (434 amino acids)
Biological process (GO): DNA damage response
Cellular component (GO): nucleus
Molecular function (GO): histone H3K56 acetyltransferase activity
Source: RefSeq, a predicted model, not a curated record